This is a messenger RNA of Daldinia vernicosa, 1435 nucleotides long. Its product is annotated as DUF1640-domain-containing protein. The transcript is spliced from 2 exons. The coding region runs from base 128 to 943 and encodes 271 amino acids. Gene Ontology annotation, cellular component: mitochondrion. NCBI's taxonomy places the organism in Eukaryota, Fungi, Ascomycota, Sordariomycetes, Xylariales, Hypoxylaceae. The record is from RefSeq and is a predicted model, not a curated record.
UAUCGAAUAGAAUAUCGUGAACUCCAAGCUUGCUCUUCGUAGCAUGUCCCACUUUGCUCAGCUCUCACACAACUUAUUUAAAUCAAGAUAUUUUUACCCUUAGGAUCAGCAUAUCUGAGUAUCUGAUAUGGCGGGAGUCACGGCGAAUGCAGCCCAAACACUCCCGAGAUUUCUACUCCCGCGACUGAGCUGGGUAGGAUCUACUGGAUCCUCGCAAUGCUUGCGAGCUGCGACUCUACCCGCAGAGAACCGACAGUCAUGGCAAGGGUACGGGACAGCCUCGUUCCACUCGCUUCGAGAGAAGCCUCAGUAUCUUUCAAGUAAUACAAGGACAAGGCCAUCUAUGCUACUUCAGAAUCCGAAUUUACGAAGGUCAUUCCAUGCCACAGCGCCGCGGGGCAGAGACCACCACUUUGAUACACUGAAAUUCGUCCAACGACUACAGAGCGAAGGCUUUACAGAAGAGCAGUCCGUCGCGAUGAUGAAGGUUCUAAACGACGUAAUUGAGGAAAGCAUACAAAACCUAACUCGGACAAUGGUCUUGCGCGAAGAUGCCGCCAAAGCAACAUACACGCAGAAGGUAGACUUUGCAAAGCUUCGCUCCGAGCUUCUCUCCGCAGAUAGCACCGAGUCAAACACGACGCGCGCCGCCCACGAGCGACUAACGAACGAUAUCACCAAGUUGAAUAACCGUCUACGAGAUGAGAUCGGCCGAACGCAGGCGUCGGUGCGGCUAGAUUUAAACUUAGAAAAGGGACGGAUACGAGAAGAAGCCGUGAGCCAGGAGUUGAAGAUCAAAGAGACGGAGACCAAGAUCGAGCAAGAAGUUGCUGCCUUAAGGGAAAAGCUAGAGCAAGUCAAGUUCCAGACGCUCCAGUGGUUGAUGGGUGUCUGUACAGGUUUUGCAGCACUGUUACUUGGUGCUUGGAGAUUGCUCAUGUGAAGACAUCCGCGCAGAUAUCCAGCGCUAUAACAACGUGCUGGUCGCCUGUAUCGUUUGGGUAUUAAAAUUAAAGGCUUCCAGUCGCAAGACGAGUGGGAAUUAUAUACGACAGAUACCAAAUCCAAAAAAUAGGUCUAUUCAACAGUGUUCCCCAUAUACAUAUUUAUUGUCCAGCAAAUACAGUCACUGGUAUAACGCAGUGUGAGUUCUCUAUGCGCUACCAGCAUCGGGUCUUUUCAACACGUAUUAGGCAGAAUCGCCCUCAGCCCCCGACCCUAUGCAAUUCCAAAGGCAAGGCUUACGAUGCAAGUGAGUCAGUAGCUGGCGAACACAACCCCAGUAACCACCUGAAUUAAGGAGGUAGUUCGGUGUAACAUGCUGCCUAUUCUGUGUAACUAUUCUAACUUAUAAUAAGUAUAUAGCUAGUCUCAGGCCUCCAUGGUUUUACCACCAAGACUAUGGUACGGCCCUUAGAUAGUCCCAAGAUAUAGC